AAAUCCUGACACGAUGACAUAUUUAAUGAUACAUAGAAACUGGCACAGAUGCCCACAUCUCCCAGCUGGACUGUAGAUUUGCUAUGGCUGAACUCCCCGAGGAUGCUAGCGCUUUGAUGUCAGCGAUACUCUCCAGGUUUUUCAGUCCUCCUGUUUAUCGGCACUAUCUGGGCUUUGACGUACAAGCGUCGGAUGCGGGACGUCAAUCGCCCAAUCGCUGUACACAUGAUCGUGGGCAUCGUUCGUAUCGAAAACGGGCUGGUGAAGUAUCGCGAUACGUGGCCAGGCGGACCAGCAGCAUUCUUCGCAGACGUUACAGAAGAGACAUAUGUGAUCAAGCACGCGUUAUACAUUUUCCAAACUGUACUUGCUGAUGGGGUGAUGAUUUAUCGCUGCUAUGUUCUUUGGCAAUCGGUCCGGGUGAUCAUCCUACCCAUUUUGCUGUGGUGUAGCAUCAUAGUGACUGGCGUUCGUGCGGUCUAUGGUAAUUCGCAAGCCACCACCGAUCCCGGAGACGUCUUCGCCGCUGACGUUAAAAAAUGGAUCAUGGCAUUCAUCGUUUCGACUCUUUCAACUAAUCUGGUGUGUUCAGGACUACUGGUGUAUCGCGUAGCACCUGUGAUGGUAAUUGUGCGCGUGCUCGUGGAUGCCGCUGCAUUAUACUCUGUGAUGCUGUUCUCCUUUCUUUUCUGUUUCAUCACCGCGAACAACGGAGAAUCUGUUUUGUCGGACAUCGUGAUUCCGCUAUUUACCUCUUUUAUGGAAAACAACACUGACCUCUGAUUGACUAGGUCGUACCUAUCUUAUCGAUCACCUUCUACAUGGUGCUUAUUCGCAUCACGCUCAAUUUUCGACAUCGCUUCUCGACUGCCAAUACUAGACGAACGACUGAGGAG
Messenger RNA from Suillus subaureus, 896 nucleotides. RefSeq lists its product as uncharacterized. The coding region runs from base 193 to 783 and encodes 196 amino acids. The record is from RefSeq and is a predicted model, not a curated record. Lineage: Eukaryota; Fungi; Basidiomycota; Agaricomycetes; Boletales; Suillaceae. The transcript is spliced from 7 exons.